Phlebotomus argentipes is the source of this 939-nucleotide messenger RNA. Its product is annotated as elongation of very long chain fatty acids protein 4-like. Gene Ontology annotation, molecular function: fatty acid elongase activity. Gene Ontology annotation, biological process: fatty acid elongation, polyunsaturated fatty acid; sphingolipid biosynthetic process; very long-chain fatty acid biosynthetic process. Lineage: Eukaryota; Metazoa; Arthropoda; Insecta; Diptera; Psychodidae. The record is from RefSeq and is a predicted model, not a curated record. Gene Ontology annotation, cellular component: endoplasmic reticulum membrane. Bases 142 to 921 code for a protein of 259 amino acids. The transcript is spliced from 5 exons.
CUAGGAAGCCAAUAAGUUAGAUUUUUCCCGCCUCUUCGCGAGUGUUUAAGUCUCUGUGCAAGAAGUUGUUCAAGAAUUGACACAGGAUAUCUCUCGACUAAAGUGUUUGUUUGAAGUGUGCGCAAGAAGGACAUUCGAAGCAUGGAUUGGUGGCACUAUUUGUUUGUGGAAAGCGGUGAUCCUCGCGUCUACUCCUGGCCACUCAUGCAAUCUCCUCUCGGCAUUUUUGCCAUCAUCAGCGUCUAUUUGUGUGUGGUAUUGAAAUGGGGACCAGACUUCAUGAGGAAUCGACGACCGUUCGAUCUGAAAAUCGUCAUUGCCGCCUACAACUUUAGCAUGAUUGUCAUGUGCUCUUGGGUUAUUUAUGCAUACCAACAAGAGGGAAUUCACUUCGGCACGUUCAUGUCCUGCGUCGAGAUGGACUUCUCCGACAGUCCCACGCUCAUGCGGGUGCUCAGCAUCACUUGGUGGGUGAUGAUGGCCAAGGUAAUCGAGCUGGUGGACACGGUUUUCUUCGUGCUGCGCAAAAAGCAGAAACAGGUGUCCGUGCUGCACGUCUACCACCACGCUAGCACGCUCUUCCUCUGCUGGCUGGGGGCGAAGUACGUCGGCGUCGGCGUAGCGAUCUUCUCCAUCCUCGUCAACUCCUUCGUGCACGUCCUCAUGUACUCCUACUACUUCCUCUCCAUCUUCCGCAGCCUCCAGCACCGAUUGCGGCCGAUAAAGCCCUACAUCACCGUGAUACAGAUGGUCCAGUUCACCAUGAUCCUCGUGCAUAUCGGCGUGACGGCGUACUUCCACUGCACGCUCCCGACCGCGAUCCUGGCCAUGUACUUCCCCAACGUCGUGGUGAUCUUCUACAUGUUCUACAACUUCUACCAGCACUCGUACGUGCGUAAUAGUAAUAAAGGCAAGAAGUAGAGCACUCACUGUGUAGUA